UAUAUGCUAAGCUGUCCAGUUACGCAUUUGUUAUACAGUAUAAAUAACAUAAGAUGUCUCAUAAGUAUUUUUUAUUUUAGCCUCGCAUAUAUUUAUAAUAAGCAAUGUUUUUCUAACCAGUUUCAGUAUCCUUUUAUCACGUCUCCGUUACCUUAAUUUCAAACCAACAUUUUGAUAUCAGAUUUCGUGAAAAUGCAAAUAAACCUCCUAUUUGAAUUUUGUGGAAGAAUCAGUGAAAUAAGAUUCUAUAACCUACGGGAAUCCCACUAUGAUGGCGGAGACAGAAUCUGAUCAAACGUUUACUGUACAGCCGGUAUCGGAGGGAGACGUUGAAGCUAUAAUGGAUUUAUUAAAACGAACUUUCUACGUGGAUGAGCCGAUGAACGAGUCAAUAGAAUUGUACUCGGAAACUAAUUCAUGUCCUGAACUAGACGAAUAUUGCAAAAGCUCUCUCCUUGAAGGGCUGUCCUACAAAGCGGUCAACAAUAAAGGGAACGUUAUCGGCGUUAUAAUCAACGGCGUCAGUCCUUUGAAAGAAGAGAACAACGGGAAUGACCUUGAAAGUCAAGCCAAAAAAUGUCCAAAUCCUAAGUUCCAACGAAUCUUACACGUCCUUGCACUGCGCGAGACAGGAGCUAAAUUAUGGGAAAAAUUCCCAGAAGAGAAACACCUGGUGGAAGUGAAGGUGGCCGCCACGGACCCAGACUGGCGGAGAAGAGGUAUAAUGAAUGCCCUGCUGCAAGAGACAGAAAAGGCCACGAAGCAACGAGGCAUCACACUGAUUAGAAUCGAUACAUCCAGUGCCUAUUCAGCAAAAUCUGCUGAGAGAAUGGGUUUCACCUGCGUGUAUGAAGCGCUUUAUUCAGACAUCAAACUGGAUGAUAAACCGUUAGUCCUACCUAAACCGCCACAUUUGCGUGACAAAGUCUACAUAAAACGCUUAAGCGUCUAACUCAGUCUAUCAAUCAACUUAUUCCUCAUUAUUAGUAUAUACCUACGUUUUUUAUAUUGUAAAAAUAAAAUAGUAAUAAACUUAUAUGAAUGUUUA
Molecule: messenger RNA, 1048 nt
Organism: Amyelois transitella
Lineage: Eukaryota; Metazoa; Arthropoda; Insecta; Lepidoptera; Pyralidae
Product: arylalkylamine N-acetyltransferase 1-like
Exons: 5
Coding region: 269-952 (227 amino acids)
Molecular function (GO): N-acetyltransferase activity
Source: RefSeq, a predicted model, not a curated record